GGGGACUGUCGCGCUCAUGGAGGCAGAGGGCGAUGACAGGACUGACAUGUCCUUACGGCGAGAGCGUGCCGUCAUCGCAGCACAAGCUUGUCAAACUUGUCGGAGCCGAAAAUCCAAAUGUGAUGAACAAAGGCCCAAGUGUGGCCUCUGUCGCCGGCUCAGUGUUGAGUGUGUCUACAGAGAACCUCAGCCUACNAAAGUAAGUCUGGCAUCCAACCACGUGCACGACUACUAUAUGCUAAGAUUUACCGUGUGUAGAAAGGACAAGACCAUGAUCUACAUUCUUCAGACUUUGCAACGGCUCGAGAACAAGUUUGACACCCUAUACGUAUCGAAACCCUCGACUCCGGCGAGCAAUGCCGACUGGAGCACUUCACAAUCUGGACCACGNCCCCCAGGAGUCAAUGGUACCAUGGGAGCUUCCGGCUCUAAUGAAUCUCACGUAUCUUCUGAUAGCGAAAUUCGCCCAGGAGGCCGCAUGGGAUCUCAAUCAUCGUUUCCUCCGGACAUGCUGCGCACGUAUCAACACUUGACCGUGGCUCACAAAGUCUUGCUUUGGCCAUCGAUAUAUCUCCAUAUUCUGAAUUCUGGGAUCGCCGUGGCCUCGGAUCUACAAUAUGUGCUCCAAGAAGGGACACCUUGGUUCAUCCAUCUCGAAUUACACAAGCACCCCAAGACGCUUCCCUGGGAUACCGAUAUGCGAACGUAUCCAAUGCCUAGCAGUACUGGAGAGAUGAGGGCUGGCUUUAUAGGUUUGACGCCAGAAAAUGUGCGAAGAAUGAGCGAUGCAUACUUUAGUACCUUCAACAUCCUGUUCCCGAUUCUCGACAGACAAAUGUUUCUCGAAGACAUCCUCGAGCCGGUCUUGCGAAAUGGGUUUGCCGACUGCGAUCCUCAAGGCUGUCUUGUACUACUUGUUCUAGCCCUCGGUCAAACCGCCAUCGAUGGUGUCUAUGGCUCACCGAUCAGCAUCAUUGAGGGUAAUCCCAGUGGCCUACGUGGAGGUACAUCGGAGAGACCGCCUGGUCUAAAUCUUUUCAACGAGGCUCGAAGGCGUAUGGGAUUCAUUAUGCAUCAAUGCACGCUUGAGAAUGUGCAGAUACAUCUGCUCGAAUCUGAAUCCAUUGACUGGUCCACACCACGAGCCGACCUCAUAAAGCGUGCAUAUUGGGCGUGGAUUCAUACGUUGGAAGAUCAAGUCCCACUUCCUUACUUCCACGGCUCGGAAAGCAACUACGGCAGUCCUUCGGAUGAAAAGUCACAUUUUCAAUAUCACUUCCUUGCAAUGAUAGCUUUGCGUAGAUUGGUCGCGCGAAUCCACGAGUCAAUACAUUGCUGUAAGUAUCCCUUCGAGAAGGAGCGGGCAGCAGCUGACUACAUGCANGCAUCCAAUGCGGCGGCCGAGCUAUCCGAGGACUACGGUGGUCCACCGGUACACGUCAUCAAGGAGUUGGCCCGACAAUUGGAAUCGUGGCGCUCGCUUCUUCCUCGACCUCUGCAGUGGUCGGACAAUGACAAGACCGAGUUUCCCAAUAUGGGAUCGACAGGAAGACACGGUACAGACUCACUCUUCUCAAUGGACCAAGGAUCUGUCCCGAUCAACCACCGAGACAACCUGGACAUCAUGACAGCACAACUAAGAACGCAGUUCUACUACGCUCGGUUUAUGAUCUACCGGCCAUUUGUUUACAAAGCGUUGCACUUCCCUGAGCUGAUGACGGAAGAAGAUCAAAUAUGCUGUGCUCUCGCGAUACAGUCGGCGUGUCUAUGGCCGUUGAUCCUUGCGCCGCCCAAGAACAAGAAACGGCUGGUGCCACACCUGUUUACGUGGACGCAGAAUUUUGUGGGCAUAUUGCUCAUACUGCGCAUGACGACGGAAAACGAAUGCUUGAAGAAAAUAUGUAACGAGAGAGUGAAUCGAAAGGACCUGGAGCAGACGACGACGUUGAUGCUGGAAUGGAUCCAGGACAUCAAACAAGUAGAUGGAAUCGCGGAAUGGAGUUGGAAGAUGCUGGGGCCGCUGUACUCGCGGCAUGGC
Molecule: messenger RNA, 2038 nt
Organism: Aureobasidium uvarum
Lineage: Eukaryota; Fungi; Ascomycota; Dothideomycetes; Dothideales; Saccotheciaceae
Source: the annotation of a GenBank genome assembly